AUGCCUGCUUUAUUGGCAAAAGAAGUUCAUGAAUUUAAUGAGGACUAUGAAGAACCUCAUUUUUUCUUUCUUUCAAAAGAUCUAACUGAUAAUCUUUAUCUUGAAAGAAACGAUUGCGUUUAUAAAAACACCAUUGAAAGCUUUAUUUUGAAGUUUCAAAAAGACUUUAAUGCUCAUAUUGAAAAUAAACUAAACGCGGAUAGUGGGCUUAUUUUAUUUAUGACUCAAGAACGCUCUGUUUCUUCUUCAACUUCAAAUGCUUUAUCUCGAACUUUAAGUCCAUAUUUAAGUUCUGUGAACGCGGAGGCUCUCAGUGAAUGUAUAGACGUAAUAAUCAUUGUGCAUAAUCCGUUUCCUAUCGACCUUGCUAAAAAUUUUGCUUAUUUUGCUAGACUGCCUAUGCGUCUCGUGAAAGAAAUUGCAAAUGCGGGUAGAUUUUGGGAGACCUUAAAACAUUUAAAAAUUUUUUUACUUUCCGAUAAUGAAUGGGAUACAAUGGAAGUUUUAGUAGAGAUUCUUCAGCCAUUUGCCAAAGCUACGGAUUACCUAGAAAUUAAUUAUGAUUGUCAAGACUUAUUUGACGACGCCACAGCUGAUGAAGAAGAAGAGGAGGAAACUACACACUAA
This is a messenger RNA of Scutellospora calospora, 627 nucleotides long. Lineage: Eukaryota; Fungi; Glomeromycota; Glomeromycetes; Diversisporales; Gigasporaceae. The record is from the annotation of a GenBank genome assembly.